Molecule: messenger RNA, 1929 nt
Organism: Zingiber officinale
Lineage: Eukaryota; Viridiplantae; Streptophyta; Magnoliopsida; Zingiberales; Zingiberaceae
Product: CBL-interacting protein kinase 19-like
Exons: 2
Coding region: 116-1540 (474 amino acids)
Biological process (GO): signal transduction; protein phosphorylation
Molecular function (GO): ATP binding; protein kinase activity
Source: RefSeq, a predicted model, not a curated record
CACGUUUGAUUCGUCGUUGCUGUUGGUUGUUUCUCCCUAACCCUUUUGCCGUGGGAGGGGGAGACGAGUGAGCUUCGAGUCGUCUCACGUUGGGGAGGAUUCGAUUGCCUUGUCGAUGGCGGAGGCAGAAACGGCGAGGCUGGAGUGCCAUCCGGCCAAGCGAGUGAAGACGGAGGCCAAGCUUCUGCUUGGCCGCUACGAGCUUGGUAAGCUUCUUGGCGCCGGAACCUUCGCGAAGGUGUACGUCGCCCGUAACGUGAAGACGGAAGAGGAUGUGGCUAUCAAGGUCCUGGACAAGGAGAAGAUAGUGAAGUUGGGGCUUGUCGCGCUAAUCAAGCGCGAGAUCGCCAUCCUCCGCCGCGUACGCCACCCUUACAUCGUGCAGCUGUUAGAGGUCAUGGCCACUAGGUCAAAGAUUUAUUUUGUGAUGGAGUACGUACGCGGCGGCGAGCUCUUCGCCCGCGUCGCCAAGGGACGGCUCAAGGAAGACACCGCCCGCCGCUACUUCCAGCAGCUGAUUUCUGCGGUGGCGUUCUGCCACGCCCGCGGCGUUUUCCACCGCGAUCUCAAGCCGGAGAACCUGCUCGUGGACGAGAACGGGGACAUGAAGGUGUCCGACUUUGGACUCUCGGCCGUGGCCGAUCAGAGCCGUGGAGGCGACGGGCUUCUGCACACCCUCUGUGGAACACCAGCGUACGUCGCGCCGGAGGUUCUCUCGAGGAGGGGCUACGACGGUUCCAAGGUCGACAUUUGGUCCUGUGGUAUCAUCCUCUUCGUACUGAUGGCCGGCUAUCUCCCGUUCCAGGACGCCAAUAUUGUCGCAAUGUAUAGAAAGAUUUAUAAAGGAGAUUUCAGAUGCCCGCGCUGGUUCUCGCAGGAUCUCUACAGGUUUCUACGUCGCCUUCUGGACACUAAUGCCCAGACCCGGAUCACCAUCCCGGAAAUCAUGGAGGACAAGUGGUUCAAGAAAGGGUUCCGGCCGGUCCUAGACGACUACCAAUUACGCUGCCCGGAAGACCCCGAUCUACACGAUGAUAGAGUUCAGGGCGAUGUGACUUUAGAUUGGGAAACUGAAUCUGACUGCUCCGCCGUCUCCUGCCCCGCAACACUAGUGGAGGAGAAGCGGCGGAGGAAGGGGAUGCGGAGGCCGGUGAGUCUCAAUGCAUUUGAUGUCAUAUCCUUCUCUAGGGCAUUCGAUCUCUCUGGUUUGUUUGGAGAGACAGGGGAUGAGACGAGGUUCCUGUCCAAGGAGUCUGUGGCAACGAUCAUAUCGAAAUUAGAGGAGAUUGCCAAAGUGGUAAGCUUCACUGUGCGGAGAAAUGAUUCUGGAGCGAGUUUGGAAGGAACCAGGGAAGGGGAGAAGGGACCAUUGACGAUUGGAGCUGAGAUUUUUGAACUCACACCUUCAAUCGUUGUGGUUGAGGUGAAGAAGAAAGCUGGGGAUAGUGAAGCUUACGAAGAGUUCUGGAGGAAGGAACUGAAGCCUGGAUUGCAGCACCUUGUGUACGAGGCUGCUCACUCAGGGAAGAAAGCUUCAUGAUGAAGUCCUAAGAAAGAGGGAUAUUCAUUGAAGACAUUCCAUCUUGAAGCUCAUCAAGUAAGAACUGAGGCGAUAUUUUUUCAGCGUAUCACCAAUUAAUACUCCAAUUAACUUGGUACAAGCUUUACUAAGUGUAUCUACCUUCACUACCUUAUUAUCUAGCUAAUUAUUGAGUGUGAUGAAUGAUCAAGCUUCUGGAAAGUAUAGUUGUGGUCCUCUAUGUGUCCAUAUCUGUGCUUGUGCUCGUCUGUAGAUUGCCCAAUUUCUUCCUUGUUUGCUAAUUUUUACCCUUGUACAAACUAUUUUUCUUGUGUAUUUUUGUAUGUAGGUAAAAGAGUUGAUUAUGUAAAUAAUACUCAAUGAAAUGUGAAGAGUUAAUGGUAAUCUUA